Chionomys nivalis (European snow vole) is the source of this 1344-nucleotide messenger RNA. Its product is annotated as heterogeneous nuclear ribonucleoprotein C-like. Gene Ontology annotation, cellular component: nucleus. Bases 163 to 1068 code for a protein of 301 amino acids. NCBI's taxonomy places the organism in Eukaryota, Metazoa, Chordata, Mammalia, Rodentia, Cricetidae. The transcript has 2 exons. Gene Ontology annotation, molecular function: RNA binding. The record is from RefSeq and is a predicted model, not a curated record.
AGACGGAGAGCGAACGGUCGUGCGCUGCCCGCCCGCUGGAGCUUCGGUCUCGGCACGGACCCGCAGCAGUAGCGGCCGUCUCUUCCUCCUCCUUCCUCCCGUGAGAUUUUUUUGAUCUUCAGCUACAUUUCAGCUUUGUGAGAAACUUUAUCAACAAAGAAGAUGGCCAGCAACGUUACCAACAAGACAGAUCCCCGAUCCAUGAAUUCCCGUGUAUUCAUUGGGAAUCUCAAUACUCUUGUGGUCAAGAAGUCUGAUGUGGAGGCAAUCUUUUCAAAGUAUGGCAAAAUUGUGGGUUGCUCUGUGCAUAAGGGCUUUGCCUUUGUCCAAUAUGUUAACGAAAGGAAUGCCCGGGCCGCUGUAGCUGGAGAGGAUGGCAGAAUGAUAGCUGGCCAGGUUUUAGAUAUUAAUCUGGCUGCAGAGCCAAAAGUGAACCGAGGGAAAGCAGGUGUGAAACGAUCUGCAGCGGAGAUGUACGGUUCCUCAUUUGAUUUGGACUAUGACUUUCAACGGGAUUAUUAUGACAGGAUGUACAGUUACCCAGCACGUGUUCCUCCUCCUCCUCCUAUUGCUCGAGCGGUAGUGCCUUCUAAACGCCAACGUGUUUCUGGAAACACCUCUCGGAGGGGCAAAAGUGGAUUCAAUUCGAAGAGUGGACAACGGGGCUCUUCUUCCAAAUCCGGAAAAUUGAAAGGUGAUGACCUUCAGGCCAUUAAGAAGGAGCUGACUCAGAUAAAACAAAAAGUGGAUUCUCUGCUGGAAAGCCUGGAAAAAAUUGAAAAAGAACAAAGCAAACAAGCAGACUUGUCCUUCUCCUCCCCAGUAGAGAUGAAGAAUGAGAAGUCGGAGGAGGAGCAGAGCAGUGCCUCUGUGAAGAAAGACGAGACGAACGUCAAGAUGGAGUCUGAGGCUGGCGCAGAUGACUCUGCUGAGGAGGGCGACCUGCUGGAUGACGAUGACAAUGAGGAUCGAGGGGAUGAUCAGCUGGAACUGAUCAAGGACGAUGAAAAAGAAGCUGAGGAAAGAGAGGAUGACAGAGACAGCGCCAAUGGGGAGGAUGACUCCUAAGCACAUAGCGGAGUUUAGAGAUCUUAUCCUGUUAUUAUUCAUUUACCUAGGCGCUUGUGAGAGAUGGAAGUAACACCAGAUCCUCUCCCCUAGUGUCUUCAGCACAGUCUCACUGUUCACCCUCUCCCUUUCCUGUGUUCAUUGAUUCAUAAUUGCCUUGCGCCUAGUUCCAUUCUCACUUCCUUUGAUGCUCCUUAGUAGUUUUGUUAAGUCUUACCCUGUAAGUUUUGCUUUUAAUUUUGAUACCUCUUUGACUUAACAAUAAAAAGAUGUAUG